Rubroshorea leprosula is the source of this 1434-nucleotide messenger RNA. NCBI's taxonomy places the organism in Eukaryota, Viridiplantae, Streptophyta, Magnoliopsida, Malvales, Dipterocarpaceae. The record is from the annotation of a GenBank genome assembly.
AAGAUAAGAUUUCUCUAUUUCUAAGCUUAAUGAUUUCCCCCCUAUAGUUACAUAGUUCUUGAUUCAAUCAGGAAGAAGAUGGUCGUUGGAAGUGGAAGAAAUCUCCACCUCUUAGCAAGAAACCGGUGAAUACAGGAAAUCCAGAAGAUUCAAAGAGGUCAUUGAAAGCAAUAAGGAAAGCAUAGAAUACUAGUAUUAGAGAGAAGCUCCUGAAAGAGUUUAGUUGCUUGAUCUGUCGGCAAGUGAUGACUCUCCCAAUUACAACUCCUUGUGCCCACAACUUUUGCAAGUCUUGUCUGAAACAAAAAUUUGCUGGUCACACUCUUGUUAAAGAGAGGAGUAGAGGUGGGCGGACACUCUGAUCACAAAGGAAUAUAUUGCACUGCCUUUCUUGCCCAACUGACAUAUCUGAAUUGCUGCAAAAUCCUCAGGUGAACAGAGAAUUGAUGAAUGUGAUUGAGUCUCUAAAACGUCAGAGUGAAGAGAAACAAGAAAUUGCUGAAGGAUCAUGUGAAGCGACAGAUGAUGCAGGGGAAAAUGCUGAUCUUUCUGUUGGUGAUGAAGAAAUUGGCAAUGAAAAUUCUAAAAUGGCUAGUUCAAAAGAAACCGUGAAUCCUCCAGCUGAUUGCAAACCCAAAAGGGCUGGCAAGAGAAGGAAAGUGAAUGCAAGGGAAAAUCCCAACCUUUCUGUUGGUGAUGCAGGAAUUAGCAAUGAAAAUUCUAAAAUAGCUGGUCCAAAUGAUAAUCCUCCAGCUGAUUACAAACCCAAAAGGGCUGGCAAGAGAAGAAAAGUGGAUGCCUAAGGGUGUAUGCUGAGUAAUGAUGAUACGAAGGAAAUCAAGAUUGCUGAGAAUAAACCUACUAAUAUAGAUAGAAAUAUCAAAGUUAAGAAACAGCAGCCUGGCGUUCUUGAAUGUAAUUACGCUCUUGCAAAGAAACGCACUUAUAGGAAGAAGAAUGCUAAUGUUGGGGAUCCUACUCUGAAAGUGGAUGUUGGUAUUAAGACAAGUACCAGGAAGGGUUAAGAAGCAGCAAACAAAGCAAAUGUUUCACCAUCAAGCACCCUCUAGGUGUAAUCAUCCAAUGAAGAUUUUCAAUGACCUCUAUUUUGAUUGGACCAUCAGGUAGCUUCUGUUAAAUCUACACAGUGAAACUUUAUCCAGGGAUCCCGUAUUUUUAUUAUUUUUGCUUUGUUUUGUUUUGUUUUGGAGUUACAUUCUCUUGAAGAAUGAGAUUGCUGACUAUAUGCAAUUCAACAAUGGUCUUAUUUGUGACCAUCUAGUAGAUUUUGUUACUUUGUCCAAGUAAACUUUAUCAAGGGAUCUGGGAUUUUGUUAUUGAUUUUCAGUACUGAUGGGUAUCUUUCGGUGAUACCUUCUCCUGAAGAAAAUCAGAUUACUGGUUCUCUUGUAUGCUGGACAAUGUAUUCAAUUU